AUGACGCACCUCGACCUCGAUGAUUUGAACCUCCCCAUAGCGCUGAGACGCACGCGUCGAACUGGGACUGGAACUGUGCGCCGGAGUCCUACUUCCGGCGUAGAUGUGAGAAGUGCGAUCAGGAACAAGAAUCCGGCAGUCUCAUGCACACGAGAGCUAUCACCGCCUACUCCCCCGACGACACCACGGCAGAACUUGUUGAAGAAUAAGAUAACGAAGACCAAGACCGUCCGGAGGGGCAACAAAAUACACUUCUCAACAGGCGGCACUGGCAUGCAACUGGUGGAAGACGACGAACUCUCACUAUCAACUGGCCUGACGCCUAUGGUCCGGCGCACAUCUUUGCAACCCCCGUCACCAGCGCCAAAGUGUCUAUAUAAGAGUCACAAUACAGCAGCAGUCACACCAUCACGUCGACGGUCUGCUCCCACAAGAUUAACAUCAACAACACAACCCGGCAACACCACCUCCAACCCAGACCUUUUUGGCGCCGAAGCUACCUCUGCACACCUUCUUCCCCUCCGCCAGAGCCACAAGCGCCGCAGCAUCCAGAUCCGCCGCAACGCUUCUCUGAGCAGCGCUCUAAGCGAGGAGAAGAUGAACCGCGUCUACACCGAACGGCGCAAGAGGGAGAAGGAAGCCCAGGAAGCGCAGGAGGAGAUUGAAAGGCUUAGGGCUGAGUUGAAGGAGAAGAACGAGACGAUUGAGAGGUUUCAGAAUGACGAUACUGUGGAGUUGGAGUUGCCACUGGAGGUUGACGCUGGGAGGGUGUGGGAGUUGGAGAGGGGGAGGGCGGUGGGGCAGGCUGCUGUUGUUCAACAACUACGUUCGCCAGAAACACCUAGUAACCCAACUUUUCACACCGCAUUGUCGGUGAGGCGUGGUGAAGAUCUGGGAGGAGAUGAUGGGGAUGAUAGGCAGCACAUGGGCAUGGGCAUGACAUUGGAUCACCCGCACCGGCACCACUAUGACCCCGGCUCAGGCUCGGAGACGGAGGCUCUGAGCUUAACAACAUCGCAAUUCGGUGAAGCCAUCCGUGCCCAGCUGGAUUGCAGCACACCACCUCCCUCGGGCAGUCGGGCACGUCAUCGUCGUCCACUUCCAACGACAACAGCAACAGCAACGGCAGCGGGAACAACAGCAGCAGCAGCAGCAGCAGCCAGAGUGGGAACAAAACCCUUCCCCAGCCCGCCAACCACCAGCCCUAUGGGUAUGGCUAUGACCAUGAUGCCCGUCACCGGCCAUGGUACGGAACUACCCAUAACACCGUGCUCCAACUCCCGACAUGGAGGGUCUGCCUUGAGUUCGAGGCGUACGUCUAAUGCUACUACCAUUCAUGCUCACAACCUAAACGAAGGGCUAGAGGAUACACCAACCCGUGCCUCAGGUUCUGCUUCAUCAUCAACCCGCCCCCAACAGCACCACCAGCAAUCCCCCUCCUCACCGUCAACAGAGCAGCAAACCCAACUCCAAACACUCACCACCCAAAACACCACCCUUCAAGCCUCCCUCGACCGCACCCAACGCUCUUUACGCGUAGCUUUGCAAAUGGUCAAGAAACUCCAGUUGGAAAGCGAGCAUCUGCGUGGUGAGACGUUACUCCUUCAAAGGGAGAAGAGGGAGUUGAUGGAGGUUGUUAAUGACGUACAGGGUAUGGUGAGGAGGAGGGAUGAGAUGUGGAGGGGGAGGAUGAGGAGGUUGGGGGAGGGGAUUGUGGAGGGGGUUAGGGGUGCUUUUGAGGAGGUUAUUGAGGAAGGGUUGGAUUCUGGGGUGGGGGUGGAAGUAGAGGAGGGGCUGUCAACGGCGCGGUUGUCGAGGAAGAGGAAGAGGGGGAGGGAGGAGGACGAUGAUGCUGAUGAGGAGGACCAGGUUUACGAGGACAUGCAGGAGCGGGAAGGUGGAGAUGGUGAAAGUUGUGAUUUGGGAAGUGGGAACUCAGGUGCUGGUGGUGGUAGUAGUGAUAACGGUAGUUACGAUGAUGGGCUUGAGGAUAUGGAGCGCCGGAUUAUGAGGGUGAGGGAAAGGAUGAUGAGGAAGAGAAGGAGGAGGACCGGUGGUUUCGGUCCGGAGGAGGAGACAGAUCCUGACGCUUGA
Messenger RNA from Neurospora tetraspora, 2094 nucleotides. RefSeq lists its product as uncharacterized. The record is from RefSeq and is a predicted model, not a curated record. NCBI's taxonomy places the organism in Eukaryota, Fungi, Ascomycota, Sordariomycetes, Sordariales, Sordariaceae. The transcript has a single exon. Bases 1 to 2094 code for a protein of 697 amino acids.